This is a messenger RNA of Leptonychotes weddellii (Weddell seal), 11611 nucleotides long. Lineage: Eukaryota; Metazoa; Chordata; Mammalia; Carnivora; Phocidae. The record is from RefSeq and is a predicted model, not a curated record.
CCUGUGGUGCCUGCAGCGAACCCAUCCUACGUGCCCCCACCCCAGUGCCAGCCGGGCGAGUUCGCCUGUGCCAACAGCCGCUGCAUCCAGGAGCGCUGGAAGUGCGACGGGGACAAUGACUGCUUGGACAACAGCGACGAGGCCCCGGCCCUCUGCCAUCAGCACACCUGCCCCUCGGACCGCUUCAAGUGUGAGAACAACCGGUGCAUCCCCAACCGCUGGCUCUGUGAUGGGGACAACGACUGUGGGAACAGUGAAGACGAGUCUAACGCCACUUGCUCAGCUCGCACCUGCCCACCCAACCAGUUCUCCUGUGCCAGUGGCCGCUGCAUCCCCAUCUCCUGGACGUGUGAUCUGGAUGAUGACUGUGGGGACCGCUCCGAUGAGUCUGCCUCGUGUGCCUAUCCCACCUGCUUCCCCCUGACGCAGUUUACCUGCAACAAUGGCAGAUGCAUCAACAUCAACUGGCGAUGUGACAAUGAGAAGGAUUGUGGGGACGGCUCUGACGAAAAGACCUGUCCUGAGCCUGCCGACAAUGACUGUGGGGACAACAGUGAUGAGGCCGGUUGCAGCCACUCCUGCUCCAGCACUCAAUUCAAGUGUAACAGCGGGCGCUGCAUCCCCGAGCACUGGACCUGUGACGGGGACAACGACUGCGGGGACUACAGUGACGAGACCCACGCCAACUGCACCAACCAGGCCACGAGGCCUCCUGGCGGCUGCCACAAUGAUGAGUUCCAGUGCCGGCUGGAUAGUCUGUGCAUUCCCCUACGGUGGCGCUGUGAUGGAGACACUGACUGCAUGGACUCCAGUGAUGAAAAGAGCUGUGAGGGAGUGACCCACGUCUGUGACCCCAACGUCAAGUUUGGCUGCAAGGACUCUGCUCGAUGCAUCAGCAAAGCAUGGGUGUGUGAUGGCGACAGUGACUGUGAGGAUAACUCGGAUGAGGAGAACUGUGAGUCCCUGGCCUGCAGGCCGCCCUCGCACCCCUGCGCCAACAACACCUCAGUCUGCCUGCCCCUCGACAAGCUGUGUGAUGGCAACGACGACUGUGGAGAUGGCUCAGAUGAGGGCGAGCUCUGCGACCAGUGCUCUCUGAAUAACGGAGGCUGCAGCCACAACUGCUCGGUGGCACCUGGUGAAGGCAUUGUGUGCUCGUGCCCGCUGGGCAUGGAGCUGGGGCCCGACAACCACACCUGCCAGAUCCAGAGCUACUGUGCCAAGCACCUCAAGUGCAGCCAGAAGUGCGACCAGAACAAGUUCAGCGUGAAGUGCUCCUGCUACGAGGGCUGGGUGCUGGAGCCGGACGGCGAGAGCUGCCGCAGCCUAGACCCCUUCAAGCCAUUCAUCAUCUUCUCCAACCGCCAUGAGAUCCGGCGCAUCGACCUUCACAAAGGGGACUACAGCGUUCUGGUGCCUGGCCUGCGCAACACCAUCGCCCUGGACUUCCACCUCAGCCAGAGCGCCCUCUACUGGACAGAUGUGGUGGAGGACAAGAUCUACCGCGGGAAGCUGCUGGACAACGGAGCCCUGACUAGCUUCGAGGUGGUGAUUCAGUACGGCCUGGCCACCCCCGAGGGUCUGGCUGUAGACUGGAUUGCAGGUAACAUCUACUGGGUGGAGAGUAACCUGGACCAGAUUGAGGUGGCCAAGCUAGAUGGGACCCUUCGGACCACCCUCCUGGCUGGUGACAUUGAGCACCCAAGGGCAAUCGCGCUGGAUCCACGGGAUGGGAUCCUGUUUUGGACAGACUGGGAUGCCAGCCUGCCCCGCAUCGAGGCCGCCUCCAUGAGUGGGGCUGGGCGCCGCACCAUCCACCGGGAGACAGGCUCAGGGGGCUGGCCCAACGGGCUCACUGUGGACUACCUGGAGAAGCGUAUCCUCUGGAUCGAUGCCAGGUCAGACGCCAUUUACUCAGCCCGUUACGACGGCUCCGGCCACAUGGAGGUGCUUCGGGGACACGAGUUCUUAUCGCACCCGUUUGCAGUGACGCUGUAUGGGGGGGAGGUGUACUGGACGGACUGGCGGACAAACACGCUGGCCAAGGCCAACAAGUGGACCGGCCACAAUGUCACCGUGGUACAGAGGACCAAUACCCAGCCCUUUGAUCUGCAGGUGUACCACCCCUCCCGGCAGCCCAUGGCUCCCAAUCCUUGUGAGGCCAAUGGGGGCCGGGGCCCCUGCUCCCACCUGUGUCUCAUCAACUACAACCGGACCGUCUCCUGCGCCUGCCCCCACCUCAUGAAGCUCCACAGGGACAACACCACCUGCUAUGAGUUUAAGAAGUUCCUGCUGUACGCACGUCAGAUGGAGAUCCGGGGGGUGGACCUCGAUGCCCCCUACUACAACUACAUCAUCUCCUUCACGGUGCCUGAUAUCGACAAUGUCACGGUGCUGGACUAUGAUGCCCGCGAGCAGCGCGUCUACUGGUCCGAUGUGAGGACACAGGCCAUCAAACGGGCCUUCAUCAACGGCACGGGCGUGGAGACUGUCGUCUCUGCAGACUUGCCAAAUGCCCAUGGGCUGGCUGUGGACUGGGUGUCCCGAAACCUGUUCUGGACAAGCUACGACACUAACAAGAAGCAGAUCAAUGUGGCCCGGCUGGACGGCUCCUUUAAGAAUGCGGUGGUGCAGGGCCUGGAGCAGCCCCAUGGCCUGGUGGUCCACCCGCUGCGUGGGAAGCUCUACUGGACUGACGGGGACAACAUCAGCAUGGCCAACAUGGACGGCAGCAACCGUACCCUGCUCUUCAGUGGCCAGAAGGGCCCUGUGGGCCUGGCUAUCGACUUCCCUGAAAGCAAACUCUAUUGGAUCAGCUCUGGCAACCACACCAUCAGCCGCUGCAACCUGGAUGGAAGUGGGCUGGAGGUCAUCGACGCCAUGCGGAGCCAGCUGGGCAAGGCCACUGCCCUGGCCAUCAUGGGGGACAAGCUGUGGUGGGCAGAUCAGGUGUCAGAGAAGAUGGGCACGUGCAACAAGGCUGACGGCUCGGAGUCCGUGGUCCUGCGGAACAGCACCACGCUGGUGAUGCACAUGAAGGUCUACGACGAGAGCAUCCAGUUGGACCACGAGGGCACCAACCCCUGCAGUGUCAACAACGGUGACUGCUCCCAGCUCUGCCUGCCUACAUCCGAGUCGACCCGCUCCUGCAUGUGCACCGCCGGCUACAGCCUCCGGAGCGGCCAGCAAGCGUGCGAGGGUGUGGGUUCCUUUCUCCUGUACUCUGUGCAUGAGGGAAUCCGGGGAAUCCCCUUGGAUCCCAAUGACAAGUCAGAUGCCCUGGUCCCAGUGUCAGGGACGUCCCUGGCUGUCGGCAUUGAUUUCCAUGCUGAAAAUGACACCAUUUACUGGGUGGACAUGGGCCUAAGCACUAUUAGCCGGGCUAAGCGAGACCAGACAUGGCGCGAGGAUGUGGUGACCAAUGGCAUUGGCCGCGUGGAGGGCAUCGCCGUGGACUGGAUUGCAGGCAACAUCUACUGGACCGACCAGGGCUUUGAUGUCAUCGAGGUCGCCCGGCUCAAUGGCUCUUUCCGCUACGUGGUCAUCUCCCAGGGUCUGGAUAAGCCCCGGGCCAUCACUGUCCACCCAGAGAAGGGGUAUCUGUUCUGGACUGAGUGGGGCCAGUAUCCACGUAUUGAGCGGUCUCGGCUAGAUGGUACUGAGCGAGUCGUGCUGGUUAAUGUCAGCAUCAGCUGGCCCAAUGGCAUCUCGGUGGACUACCAGGAUGGGAAGCUGUACUGGUGUGACGCCCGGACAGACAAGAUUGAGCGGAUCGACCUGGAGACGGGCGAGAACCGUGAGGUGGUUCUGUCCAGCAACAACAUGGACAUGUUCUCCGUGUCUGUGUUUGAGGAUUUCAUCUACUGGAGUGACAGGACUCAUGCCAAUGGCUCCAUCAAACGUGGGAGUAAGGACAAUGCUACAGAGUCUGUGCCCCUGAGAACAGGCAUCGGUGUCCAGCUCAAAGACAUCAAAGUCUUCAACCGGGACCGCCAGAAAGGCACGAACGUGUGCGCGGUGGCCAAUGGCGGGUGCCAGCAGCUGUGUCUGUACCGGGGCGGGGAGCAGCGGGCCUGUGCCUGCGCCCACGGGAUGCUGGCUGAAGACGGGGCGUCGUGCCGCGAGUACGCCGGCUACCUGCUCUACUCAGAGCGCACCAUCCUCAAGAGCAUCCACCUGUCUGACGAGCGCAACCUCAACGCGCCCGUGCAGCCCUUCGAGGAUCCUGAGCACAUGAAGAAUGUCAUCGCUCUGGCCUUUGACUACCGAGCAGGCACCUCCCCGGGCACCCCCAACCGCAUCUUCUUCAGCGACAUCCACUUCGGGAACAUCCAGCAGAUCAACGACGAUGGCUCGGAGAGGACCACCAUUGUGGAGAAUGUGGGCUCCGUGGAAGGCCUGGCCUAUCACCGUGGCUGGGAUACCCUCUACUGGACAAGCUACACAACAUCCACCAUCACCCGCCACACAGUCGACCAGACCCGCCCAGGGGCCUUCGAGCGUGAGACGGUCAUUACCAUGUCAGGAGACGACCACCCACGGGCCUUUGUGCUGGAUGAGUGCCAGAACCUGAUGUUCUGGACCAACUGGAACGAGCAGCACCCCAGCAUCAUGCGGGCAGCCCUGUCGGGAGCCAAUGUCCUGACUCUCAUCGAGAAGGACAUCCGCACCCCCAACGGCCUGGCCAUCGACCACCGUGCUGAGAAGCUCUACUUCUCCGACGCCACCCUGGACAAGAUCGAGCGGUGCGAGUAUGACGGCUCUCACCGCUAUGUGAUCCUGAAGUCGGAGCCAGUCCACCCCUUCGGGCUGGCUGUGUACGGGGAGCACAUCUUCUGGACCGACUGGGUGCGGCGAGCCGUGCAGCGGGCCAACAAGUACGUGGGCAGUGACAUGAAGCUGCUGCGCGUGGACAUCCCCCAGCAGCCCAUGGGCAUCAUCGCCGUGGCCAAUGACACCAACAGCUGCGAGCUCUCCCCUUGCCGCGUCAACAAUGGGGGCUGCCAGGACCUGUGUCUGCUCACUCACCAAGGCCAUGUCAACUGCUCUUGCCGAGGGGGCCGCAUCCUCCAAGAGGACCUCACCUGCCGCGCCGUGAACUCCUCCUGCCGGGCACAAGAUGAGUUCGACUGUGCCAACGGCGAAUGCAUCAACUUCAGCCUGACUUGUGAUGGUGUCUCCCACUGCAAGGACAAGUCUGACGAGAAGCCAUCCUACUGUAACUCACGCCGCUGCAAGAAGACCUUCCGCCAAUGCAACAACGGGCGCUGUGUGUCCAACAUGCUCUGGUGCAACGGGGCGGACGACUGCGGGGACGGCUCCGACGAGAUUCCCUGCAACAAGACAGCCUGCGGCGUGGGCGAGUUCCGCUGCCGGGACGGCACCUGCAUUGGGAACUCCAGCCGCUGCAACCAGUUUGUGGACUGCGAGGACGCCUCUGACGAGAUGAACUGCAGCGCCACCGACUGCAGCAGCUACUUCCGCCUGGGCGUGAAAGGUGUGCGCUUCCAGCCCUGUGAGCGGACCUCCCUCUGCUACGCCCCUAGCUGGGUGUGUGACGGUGCCAACGACUGCGGGGACUACAGCGACGAGCGCGACUGCCCAGGAGUGAAGCGCCCCAGAUGCCCCCUGAAUUACUUCGCCUGCCCCAGCGGGCGCUGCAUCCCCAUGAGCUGGACGUGUGACAAGGAGGACGACUGUGAACACGGCGAGGAUGAGACCCACUGCAACAAGUUCUGCUCGGAGGCCCAGUUUGAGUGCCAGAACCAUCGCUGCAUCUCCAAGCAGUGGUUGUGUGACGGCAGUGACGACUGCGGGGACGGCUCGGACGAGGCGGCUCACUGCGAAGGCAAGACAUGCGGCCCCUCCUCCUUCUCCUGCCCCGGCACCCACGUGUGUGUCCCCGAGCGCUGGCUCUGUGACGGUGACAAGGACUGUGCGGACGGUGCUGAUGAGAGCAUCACAGCUGGCUGCUUGUACAACAGCACCUGCGACGACCGCGAGUUCAUGUGCCAGAAUCGCCAGUGCAUCCCCAAGCACUUCGUGUGCGACCACGACCGGGACUGCGCAGACGGCUCUGACGAGUCCCCCGAGUGUGAGUACCCGACCUGUGGUCCCAACGAGUUCCGCUGCGCCAACGGGCGCUGUCUGAGCUCCCGCCAGUGGGCGUGCGACGGCGAAAACGACUGCCACGACCAGAGUGACGAGGCCCCCAAGAACCCGCACUGCAGCAGCUCAGAGCACAAGUGCAACGCCUCCUCGCAGUUCCUGUGCAGCAGCGGGCGCUGUGUGGCCGAGGCUCUGCUCUGCAACGGGCAGGACGACUGCGGGGACGGCUCGGACGAGCGCGGCUGCCACGUCAACGAGUGUCUCAGCCGCAAGCUCAGUGGCUGUAGCCAGGACUGCGAGGACCUCAAGAUUGGCUUCAAGUGUCGCUGCCGCCCCGGCUUCCGCCUGAAGGACGACGGCCGGACGUGUGCUGACGUGGAUGAGUGCAGCUCCACGUUCCCCUGCAGUCAGCGCUGCAUCAACACACACGGCAGCUACAAGUGUCUGUGCGUGGAGGGCUACGCCCCCCGCGGUGGCGACCCCCACAGCUGCAAAGCCGUGACUGAUGAGGAGCCAUUCCUGAUCUUUGCCAACCGGUACUACCUACGCAAGCUCAACCUGGAUGGCUCCAACUACACGCUGCUUAAGCAGGGCCUGAACAACGCCGUCGCCUUGGACUUUGACUACCGAGAGCAGAUGAUUUACUGGACGGACGUGACGACCCAGGGCAGCAUGAUCCGAAGAAUGCACCUUAACGGGAGUAACGUGCAGGUGCUGCAUCGGACAGGCCUCAGCAACCCGGACGGCCUGGCUGUGGACUGGGUGGGCGGCAACCUGUACUGGUGUGACAAAGGCCGGGACACCAUCGAGGUGUCCAAGCUCAACGGGGCCUACCGGACAGUGCUGGUCAGCUCUGGCCUCCGUGAGCCCAGGGCUCUGGUGGUGGAUGUCCAGAACGGGUACCUGUACUGGACAGACUGGGGUGACCACUCACUGAUCGGCCGGAUAGGCAUGGAUGGGUCUGGCCGCAGUGUCAUCGUGGACACCAAGAUCACAUGGCCCAACGGCCUGACACUGGACUACGUCACCGAGCGCAUCUACUGGGCUGAUGCCCGCGAGGACUACAUUGAGUUUGCCAGCCUGGAUGGCUCUAAUCGCCAUGUCGUGCUGAGCCAGGACAUCCCACACAUCUUCGCACUGACCCUGUUUGAGGACUAUGUCUACUGGACCGACUGGGAGACCAAGUCCAUCAACCGAGCCCACAAGACCACGGGCACCAACAAGACACUCCUCAUCAGCACCCUGCACCGGCCCAUGGACCUGCAUGUCUUCCACGCCUUGCGCCAGCCAGAUGUGCCCAAUCACCCCUGCAAGGUCAACAAUGGUGGCUGCAGCAACCUGUGCCUCCUGUCCCCCGGGGGGGGCCACAAAUGUGCCUGUCCCACCAACUUCUACCUGGGCAGCGAUGGGCGCACCUGUGUGUCCAACUGCACAGCAAGCCAGUUUGUGUGCAAGAACGACAAGUGCAUCCCCUUCUGGUGGAAGUGUGACACGGAGGACGAUUGUGGGGACCACUCAGACGAGCCCCCGGACUGUCCCGAGUUCAAGUGCCGCCCGGGACAGUUCCAGUGCUCAACGGGCAUCUGCACCAACCCUGCCUUCAUCUGUGAUGGGGACAAUGACUGCCAGGACAACAGUGACGAGGCCAACUGUGAUAUCCACGUCUGCUUGCCCAGUCAGUUCAAGUGCACCAACACCAACCGCUGUAUUCCCGGCAUCUUCCGCUGCAACGGGCAAGACAACUGUGGGGACGGGGAGGACGAGAGGGAUUGCCCCGAAGUGACCUGUGCCCCCAACCAGUUCCAGUGCUCCAUCACCAAGCGCUGCAUCCCCCGAGUCUGGGUCUGUGACCGGGACAACGACUGUGUGGACGGCAGCGAUGAGCCCGCCAAUUGCAGCAAGAUCCUGCCGCCAGCAGCCAGCCUGGGGUUCAGGGCUCACUGUGGGCUCUUUGCGGUCCGCCGGUGCCCAGUGCGUACCUGCCCCCUGGACGAGUUCCAGUGCAACAACACUCUGUGCAAGCCGCUGGCAUGGAAGUGCGACGGCGAGGACGACUGCGGGGACAACUCCGACGAAAACCCGGAGGAGUGCGCCCGGUUCGUGUGCCCUCCUAACCGGCCCUUCCGUUGCAAGAACGACCGCGUCUGCCUGUGGAUCGGGCGCCAGUGCGACGGCACCGACAACUGUGGGGAUGGGACUGAUGAGGAGGACUGUGAGCCCCCCACGGCCCAGACCCCCCACUGCAAAGACAAGAAGGAGUUCCUGUGCCGGAACCAGCGCUGCCUGUCCUCCUCGCUGCGCUGCAACAUGCUGGACGACUGCGGGGACGGCUCGGACGAGGAGGACUGCAGCAUCGACCCCAAGCUGACCAGCUGCGCCACCAACGCCAGCAUCUGCGGGGAUGAGGCCCGCUGCGUGCGCACCGAGAAAGCCGCCUACUGCGCCUGCCGCUCGGGCUUCCACACCGUGCCAGGCCAGCCCGGAUGCCAGGACAUCAACGAGUGCCUGCGCUUCGGCACCUGCUCGCAGCUCUGCAACAACACCAAGGGUGGCCACCUCUGCAGCUGCGCGCGCAACUUCAUGAAGACGCACAACACCUGCAAGGCCGAAGGCUCUGAGUAUCAGGUCCUCUACAUCGCCGACGACAAUGAGAUCCGCAGCCUGUUCCCCAGUCACCCCCAUUCGGCUUACGAGCAGGCCUUCCAGGGUGACGAGAGUGUCCGUAUCGAUGCCAUGGAUGUCCAUGUCAAGGCCGGCCGUGUCUAUUGGACCAACUGGCACACGGGCACUAUCUCCUACCGCAGCCUGCCACCUGCCGCGCCUCCCACCACUUCCAACCGCCACCGGCGACAGAUUGACCGGGGUGUCACCCACCUCAAUAUUUCAGGGCUCAAGAUGCCAAGGGGCAUCGCCAUCGACUGGGUGGCUGGGAACGUGUACUGGACGGACUCGGGCCGAGAUGUGAUUGAGGUUGCACAAAUGAAGGGCGAGAACCGCAAGACACUCAUCUCGGGCAUGAUCGACGAGCCGCACGCCAUUGUGGUGGACCCUCUGAGGGGCACCAUGUACUGGUCAGACUGGGGGAAUCACCCCAAAAUUGAAACAGCAGCAAUGGAUGGGACCCUUCGGGAGACACUGGUACAGGACAACAUCCAAUGGCCCACAGGCCUGGCUGUGGAUUAUCACAAUGAACGGCUGUACUGGGCAGAUGCCAAGCUCUCAGUCAUCGGCAGCAUCCGGCUCAAUGGCACAGACCCCAUCGUGGCUGCUGAUAGCAAACGAGGCCUAAGUCACCCCUUCAGCAUCGAUGUCUUUGAGGAUUACAUCUAUGGCGUCACCUACAUCAACAAUCGUGUCUUCAAGAUCCAUAAGUUCGGACACAGCCCCUUGAUCAACCUGACGGGGGGCCUGAGCCACGCGUCUGAUGUGGUUCUGUACCACCAACACAAGCAGCCUGAAGUGACCAACCCCUGUGACCGCAAGAAGUGUGAGUGGCUCUGCCUGCUGAGCCCCAGUGGGCCUGUCUGCACCUGUCCCAACGGGAAGCGGCUGGACAACGGCACCUGUGUGGCCGUUCCCUCGCCAACGCCCCCACCGGAUGCUCCUCGACCCGGAACCUGUAACCUGCAGUGCUUCAACGGCGGCAGCUGCUUCCUCAACGCGCGGAGGCAGCCCAAGUGCCGCUGCCAGCCCCGCUACACGGGCGACAAGUGUGAGCUGGACCAGUGCUGGGAGUACUGCCGCAACGGAGGCACGUGCGCCGCCUCGCCCUCCGGCAUGCCCACGUGCCGGUGCCCCACGGGCUUCACGGGCCCCAAAUGCACCCAGCAGGUGUGCGCGGGCUACUGCGCCAACAACAGCUCCUGCACCGUCAACCAGGGCAACCAGCCCCAGUGCCGAUGUCCACCGGGCUUCCUGGGGGACCGCUGCCAGUACCGGCAGUGCUCUGGCUACUGUGAGAACCUGGGCACGUGCCAGAUGGCCGCCGACGGCUCCCGGCAGUGCCGCUGCACCGCCUACUUCGAGGGACCGAGGUGUGACGUGAACAAGUGCAGCCGCUGCCUCGACGGAGCCUGCGUGGUCAACAAGCAGAGUGGGGACGUGACCUGCAACUGCUCCGACGGCCGGGUGGCCCCCAGCUGUCUGACCUGCGUCGGCCACUGCAGCAACGGCGGCUCCUGCACCAUGAACAGCAAAAUGAUGCCCGAGUGCCUGUGCCCACCCCACAUGGCAGGACCCCGGUGUGAGGAGCAGGUGGUCAGCCAACAGCAGCCUGGACAUAUGGCCUCCAUCCUCAUCCCUCUGCUGUUGCUGCUGCUGAUGCUUCUGGUAGCUGGAGUGGUAUUCUGGUACAAGCGGCGAGUCCGAGGGGCUAAGGGCUUCCAGCACCAGCGGAUGACCAACGGGGCCAUGAAUGUGGAGAUUGGGAACCCCACCUAUAAGAUGUAUGAAGGCGGGGAGCCUGAUGAUGUAGGGGGCCUACUGGAUGCUGACUUUGCCCUGGACCCUGACAAGCCCACCAACUUCACCAACCCCGUGUACGCCACACUCUACAUGGGUGGUCACGGCAGCCGCCACUCCCUGGCCAGCACGGACGAGAAGCGAGAACUCCUGGGCCGGGGCCCUGAGGACGAGAUAGGGGACCCCUUGGCAUAGGGCCCUGAUCACUGGACUCACCCCAGAGAGCCUCCUGCCCCCUGCCAGAGAAGUCCUUCGAUGAGCCCCCUCCUGCCCAGCCAGCCCUUCCCUGGCCCUGCCGGGGUGUAUAAAUGUAAAAAUGAAGGAAUUACUUUUUAUAUGUGAGUGAGCAAGUGAGCAAGCGAGCACAGUAUUAUCUCUUUCCGUUCUCCUCCUUCCUGCCUGCUCCUCAGCAACCCCCCCAUGCUGCCUUCAGGGAGAGGGGCAGGGAGGGCUCUGGGGGCUCCUGCGGCUCACAGGUACCUGCCUCCCACCUUCCACCAAAAUGCACCCCCACUGGGAGAGCUGGUGGUGCUGCCUCCCCUCCCUGUACGAGACACUUUGUCAAGGCUCUCCCCUCCCUCAGCCCACCCCCACUCUCACCCCCCCCCCCAGCUCCCUGAGGGCUCCUUCUGGGAAGGGAGAGUCCUUUGCUGCCCCUGUCGGGAAGACUUGGCUCUGGCUGAGGGAGCAAGGAAAGGAUGGAAUUUUUUAGUUCUUCCUUGGGGGGGGGGUGUUCCAUGUGCCAGCCCCCACUCUGGGGCACCUCUGAGAUGGCCAUGCUCAAUACCCCUCCCAGACAGGCCCUCCCCCUCUCCAGUGCCCCCACCGUGGCUCCCAGGGCUGGAGACUUUCUUCGGUAAAUGGUCCCCCAGCCUCCCCCACCCUCCCCUGGGGAUGAGGAGAAGGUGGGGCACACCCAGAAAGGGCAAGCGGGGCAGCCCCGCUUUGGGGACAUAAACGUUUUAAUAAUUUUUGCUGAACUCCUUUACAACUAAAUAACACAGAUAUUGUUAUAAAUAAAAUUGUAAAAAAAAGAAAAAAA